AUGACCUCAUAUACCCCACCGUGCAGCCUCAUGAGGCCUCCAGCAAGGAGCAGCGGCAGAAGGACCAGUCUGUGGCAGAGAGACUUUAGCCGGAUCGUCGGUGGGGACAAUGCCCUGAGAGGGGAGUGGCCCUGGCAAGCCAGCCUGCAGCUCCGCGGGGAGCACAUGUGUGGAGGGUCCCUGAUCGGUGACAAAUGGAUUCUUUCAGCUGCUCACUGCUUCAUCGGGAAAGACACAACCAAGGACCCAUCCUCCUGGAAGGUGGUGCUAGGGCGUCUGCAGCUGAGUGGUGGCCCGUUACAGGGUGUAGUGCGGAACGUGUCCCAGAUCAUCACCCAUGAGCAGUACAAAGACUACACCAAGGGCUUGGACAUCGCCCUGCUGCGACUGGCUGAGCCUGUCUCCUUCAGCCGUGACGUAGGCCCCAUCUGCCUGCCCUACCCCAACCACCGAUUCGCCUUCGGGUCCCAGUGCUGGGCCACUGGCUGGGGCAGGGUGAAGGAGGACAUGACCCUCCCACCCCCGAAGCCUCUCAAGAAGGUGGGGCUGGACCUGCUCAGUGCAGAGACCUGCAACUGCAUCCACAAUAACCUGCGCCAGAAGGAGCUCUCCAACCCUGCCGGGCCAGGGCUGAUCUGUGCCGGGUCUCAGAGUGGGGGCCAGGGGCCCUGCCAGGGUGAUUCCGGGGGGCCGGUGGCCUGCUCCGAGAAUGGGACGUGGUUCCAGGCCGGGAUCAUGAGCUUCUCAGUGGGCUGUGCCCAGCCCCACAGCCCCAUCCUGCUGACCGAGGUCACGGCCUACACCGGCUGGAUCCAGAACCACACGGGGGGAGCCUCCUUCUCUGUCCAGACUGUGCCGCCCCCCUUCAGCAGCGACCAUGGAAAAUGCAGAGGUUGUGGGAAGCUGAAGGGACAUGAGCUGAGCGUCACUGCCAAGGGGCCUUGGCCCUGGUACGUGAGCCUACAAUCUGGGGGGCAACACGUCUGCGGGGGAACACUGAUCUCUGAGAGCUGGGUGCUGGCGGCUGCUCACUGCUUCAUCGGGCGGCAGGAACCCACAGACUGGAAGGUGCUCCUGGGUGAGCAGCGGGAGGGGGCAGAGCCACACUGGCAAGAAGAGAGGGGCCUACAGAAGCUCAUCCUCCACGCAGCCUACGUGAAUGUGACUGACGGCUUUGACAUCGCGCUGCUGAUGCUCACCAAGCCAGUGGUGUUUGGGGAGAACAUCUGGGCUGUCUGCCUCCCCUACGACACACACCAAUUCCAGCUCGGCGGCACCUGCUGGGUCAGGGGACGGGAGAAUGCUCGGGCAUCCACACCGCAGCCGCUCCAGGGCGUGGAGGUGGAUCUCAUGGGACCUGUCGCCUGUAACUGCACCUACAACCAGUCCAGCUCAGCGGAUGCUCUGGACGUUCAGGGUGCUGAGCACUUGAAUCUAGACGCUGGCGCCUCUGGAGCUGUCCAUGGUGCUGAAGUGUCCUAUCCUCUGGGGCUGAACCAUCCAGCAUUCAGCGGGGCAUGUGCCCAGCAGUACAUGGGGCUUAUGGGCGAUGAUGGGGGGCCUCUGAUUUGCAAUGAGAAGGGCACCUGGCUCCUGACUGGCCUCUCCAGCUUUGGCAAUGGCUGCGGGAGGAAGAGCCAGCCUGGGGUGUACACAGAAGUUAGAGCAUACGAGAAAUGGAUCAUGGACAUCACGCGGGAUGGUUACUUUGCCAAGCAGCCCAUGCCAGUUCCAGCAGUCAUAGAAGAGGACAGAUGCCCAAUGAAGCCUACACCAACUGACAAGGCAUGA
Molecule: messenger RNA, 1791 nt
Organism: Emys orbicularis (European pond turtle)
Lineage: Eukaryota; Metazoa; Chordata; Testudines; Emydidae
Product: serine protease 53-like
Exons: 12
Coding region: 1-1791 (596 amino acids)
Biological process (GO): proteolysis
Molecular function (GO): serine-type endopeptidase activity
Source: RefSeq, a predicted model, not a curated record